This is a messenger RNA of Zonotrichia albicollis (white-throated sparrow), 3348 nucleotides long. The record is from RefSeq and is a predicted model, not a curated record. Lineage: Eukaryota; Metazoa; Chordata; Aves; Passeriformes; Passerellidae.
CCCUCCUGGCUCCCCCGAGCGCGGCGCAGCCACCCCGAUGGCGUCUGCUGCUGCCGUGCCUGUAGGAUUUCACUAUGAAACCAAAUACGUAGUGCUCAGCUACCUGGGCCUUCUAGCACAGGAGAAGCCACAGGAGCAUCCUCCUCCUCCUCCUCCUCCUACUCAAGGGACUCAACAACAGCUUGUGGCACAACAUGCUCUGGAGAAAGAGGCUUUGGAGAAGAUUAAAAUAGAAAUCGAGGAGGAGCUAAAACGUCUUGAUGAAGAAAUCUUGGAAGCAUUUACCACUACGGGCUUUGACUGCCACACUUCCCCAGUGUUCAGCCCUGCCAACCCAGAGAGCUCCAUAGAAGAUUGUCUGGCUCAUCUGGGGGAGAAGGUGUCCCAGGAAUUGAAGGAACAUCUGCACAAAGCACUGCAGAGCUUGCUUAGCAAGCCGGUGACGUAUCAGGAGUAUCGGGAGCGCACGCACGAGGCAUCUGCUCAUGCCAGUGGGUGGAACAAGGUCUUGGUGCCCCUGGUUCUGUUACAACAAUUUCUGAUGGAGCUGACUAGAAGGGGCCAGGAACCACUGAGUGCCCUUGUGAACUUUGGGGUGACAUAUCUAGAAGAUUAUUCUGCAGAUUAUAUCAUUGAACAAGGAGGAUGGGGAACAGUCUUCACUUUGGAAUCCGAAGAGGAAGAGUAUCCCGGGCUGAUUGCAGAGGACAGCAAUGACAUCUACAUCCUGACCAGUGACAACUCAGGGCAGGUGAGCCCCCCGGAGUCGCCCACGGUGACCACGUCGUGGCAGUCGGAGGGCCUGCCCGUGUCCCUGUCAGCCAGUCAGAGCUGGCACACGGAGAGCCUGCCAGUGUCCCUGGGACCCGAGUCCUGGCAGCAGGUGGCCAUGGAUCCUGAAGAGGUCAAAAGCCUGGACAGCAACGGAGGGGCUGAAGAGAGGAGUGAGAACAACUCUUCCAACUCUGACAUUGUUCACGUGGAGAAGGAAGAGAUACCAGAGGGGAUUGAGGAAGCAGUGGUGCCAGCUGGUGCUGCAGAGACCAUACAGGCAGCCUUUCCAGAAACCUCUGCUUCUUUACAGGAAAUAAAACCUCCUGAAAUUGCUGCUGCUGAAAAAGCACAUCCCUCUGCACUUCUGCGUACAAAACAGGAGGAGAAGGGAAAAGCAGCUGAAGAGCUUGUUGAACCUGAAAUCCCCGUGUUAAGUAAACCUGUCCCAAAGUUAGCCCCAUCAGAAGAAAAGGCUGCACCAGAACCUGAGAAAAUAGUGCUUCCAGGGGAAAAAAAAGCAGGGAAAGAGGGCCAUUUGGAAGAAAUAGAAGAGAAGUCCUCGGCUGCAGAGGAGAAGCCUAUCCUGUUGCCAGAAGGGAAAUCGAUACUGCUGUACGGCGGGGCUGCCGCGGUCGCUAUAUUGGCCGUGGCAGUCGGAGUAGCGCUGGCACUUAGGAAAAAGUAACAGAGCUCUCUCAGGAGGAGGGAGGAGAGAAGAGAGCACAUCCAAUUUUUGUAGUUGUGUUACCUAAAGGUUGAGCUGCCUGCUGUUUAAUUGGACAUUUGAGUAACUCAGUGGUGAUGAGGUGAGGUUGUUCAAUAAGCCUCCAGCUACGGACAAUCAUGUUUUUAGUAGAAUCGGGGCGGGGACUGGUUUUUCGUGAUUAAAGUACGGGGGUAUUUUUAAAAAAAAAACAAAAAAAAAUCUGCAAAUUUAAGAACUUAAAGUGCAGGUGCUGAAGAAAGGGGUGCUCAUACUCUAGGAACUGGAACAAAAAAUCCCCAGGGGAAGGGGAGAGCCAGCUGCUGCCAGCCCCUGGAGAUUUUGGCUUCUCAGAUUGACCGCUAUUGCAGCUGUGCUGUCUUGUCACUUCCCGUUGUGCCCCCGAGCCCCUCCUAACAAACAUUAGCAACCUGAGUCCUGUAGCGAGAGGCUGGUGUCCCUUUUGUCUCAGCUUCCUCUCAGGUACAGCACUGCUCCUCAUAACCUUCCAGGUUCCUCCUAAGCCCCAGUGGGACAGUGCUUAUUCUUACCUCUUGGCUCACACUGGUUUUGGCCCCUAACGUUUACUGGAGCCCCAUCCUGUGAAGAUGCUGCCUCUCUCUAGUUGUAUUAUCUCUGAGCAUCCUGGUGUUGCUGGGGCAGAGGUGCUGCCCAGGAGGGUGGGAGGGACACUGCUGUUUGCUGGUUUGAGAAUCCAUUUGCUCUGCUCCUGCCCAGCCCACUUUACUGCAAACCCUUCAGUUACCAGAGGUACGAAAUUGAUGCUGGACACGGUGCCCUUGGGAUCACGACUCUGAUAUCUGGGGUAUAUUCAGCAAAAAUACAGCAAACCCAUGUGGAAGCAAGGCCAGUGCCUCAAGUGCAAUUCAGAUAUUAAAUGCUCUGCUAUCCUGUGUCACGCUGCAGUCUGCAUUGUCUUUCCCAAGUUAAGCACAGAGUGUAUUUAGCCCUAACUUGGUCUUGCCUGUGACAGCAUCCCAGAUAUAUAAAGCAAUGGAUUCUAAUAACUGAGCAAAAGAGCAUUAAACAUCUCUAUCUGCUUGUUCCUGACCUGGCCCGGAGUGCUGUUCAGUGCAACUUCUGCGACUGCGAAUCUGUAAUUACCUCAACUUACAGGUUCACCAAUCAUGAGCAAUUAACUUUGGCAAAAAAAGGAAAUCCCCCUUUCUGCAGUCACAACACUUGAGGUGUGUGUGGAGAGAAGCCUUUCAGGUAUUGCCCUGCUCCUUAGUGGGAUCCAGCUGCAAGUGUUCCUCCUUCAGCACAUUGUGUGUCUGUCCUUGUCCAGCUGCAGCUCCGUGGGCAACACCUUGGGCUUCCCAGGCAGAACUGAUGGAUCUGAGGGUUGGUGCUGGCACUGUGGCUUAGACCAGAUGGAGGAAGGUGAAAGGGAACUUGUGAUAAUGUAAAAAACAAAACAUGAGCUUAUGGGGAAGUCUUUGCAAAGCACAAAGACAAGGUACUUCUAAAUAACCAUAUCCUGAUGAGCCUGUUUCUUAAGGGAUCUCAGAAUGACGAGAUCUUAGCAUAUUCUCUAUCUUAGGAUAUUCUUGCUGCAUUUUCCUAUCCCAGGAUGCUGGAAAGUUAGUCAGAAUGUAUCAGAUUCUGAGGAAUUAUUUUUGUGUAAGCUUUUGUGAAAUGGAUUUUCUAGAAAACUUACUGGGUUUUGAACUGUGUGUGUGUGAAGUUGACUAUUAAGAGGAAGGGUUGUGUGUAUACUGCAGCUGUGGACUGAACUUGGAGCUCUGGAGUUCUGGACUGUACUGUUGAUCAUUGAUUGCUCUUCUUCCAUGUAUAAAACAUAGCAAGUUGGCCUUAUCAAAAAAAAGAACCCCAAAUCUUUUAUCACA